CUGGGUAGGGCGCAGAGCGCCGGGACUGCGCCGCCGCUCGGGCUCCUGCUGCUCCGCGGGGCUCGGCGCGCGAAUUCCGGGCAGACCCAGCAUGGCGGUGGAGGAAGAGGGGCUCCGGGUCUUCCAGAGCGUGAAGAUCAAGAUCGGUGAAGCCAAAAAUCUUCCCACUUACCCGGGGCCAAACAAGAUGCGAGAUUGUUAUUGCACCGUGAACCUAGACCAGGAGGAGGUUUUCAGGACCAAAAUCGUGGAGAAAUCACUCUGCCCCUUCUACGGAGAGGACUUCUACUGCGAGAUUCCGCGGAGUUUCCGUCACCUGUCCUUUUACAUUUUCGAUAGAGACGUUUUCCGGAGGGAUUCAAUCAUAGGGAAGGUGGCCAUCCGGAAGGAAGACCUGCAGAAGUACCACAACCGGGACACGUGGUUCCAGCUGCAGCACGUGGACGCCGACUCCGAGGUGCAGGGCAAGGUCCACCUGGAGCUGAGGCUGAGUGAGGUCAUCACCGACUCGGGUGUCGUCUGCCACAAGCUGGCCACGCGCAUCCUCGAGUGCCAGGGCCUCCCCAUCGUGAACGGACAGUGUGACCCCUAUGCCACGGUGACCCUGGCGGGACCGUGCAGGUCGGAAGCAAAGAAGACAAAAGUGAAAAAGAAGACCAACAACCCCCAGUUUGACGAAGUGUUUUACUUUGAGGUGACCAGGCCCUGCAGCUACAACCGCAAGUCCCACUUCGACUUCGAGGACGAGGACGUGAACAAGCUGGAAAUCCGGGUGGACCUCUGGAACGCCAGCAACCUGAAGUUUGGGGACGAGUUUCUGGGGGAGCUGAGGGUCCCGCUAAAGGUGCUGCGGCAGUCCAGCCCCCACGAGGCCUGGUACUUCCUUCAGCCCCGGGACAACGGCAGUAAGAGCCUGAAGCCGGAAGAUCUGGGGUCCCUGCGCUUGAACGUGGUUUACACAGAAGACCACGUCUUCUCCUCCGACUACUACAGCCCCCUGCGGGACCUGCUUCUGCGGUCGGCGGAUGUGGAGCCCGUCUCGGCGUCUGCGGCCCACAUCCUGGGCGAGGUCUGCAGGGAGAAGCAGGAGGCGGCCGUCCCGCUGGUGCGGCUCUUCCUGCACUACGGCCGCGUGGUGCCCUUCAUCAGUGCCAUCGCCAGCGCCGAGGUCCGGAGGACCCAGGACCCCAAUACCAUCUUCCGAGGAAACUCGCUAACGUCCAAGUGCAUUGACGAGACAAUGAAGCUGGCGGGCAUGCACUACCUGCACGUCACCCUGAAGCCCGCCAUAGAGGAGAUCUGCCAGAGUCACAAGUCCUGUGAGAUCGACCCUGUGAGGCUGAAGGACGGCGAGAGCCUGGAGAGCAACACGGAGAACCUGCGGCAGCACGUGGACCGCGUCUUCAGCGUCAUCACUAAGUCGGGGCUGAGCUGCCCUACCGUCAUGUGUGACAUCUUCUUCUCCCUGCGAGAAGCGGCCGCCAAGCGCUUCCAAGGCGACCUGGACGUGAGGUACACGGCCGUGAGCAGCUUCAUCUUCCUGAGGUUCUUCGCUCCAGCCAUCCUGUCCCCCAACCUCUUCCAGCUCACGCCCCACCACACGGACCCGCAGACGUCGAGGACGCUGACGCUUGUCUCAAAGACCAUUCAGACCCUCGGCAGCCUGUCCAAGUCCAAGUCUGCCAGUUUUAAGGAAUCCUACAUGGCCGCAUUCUAUGAAUUUUUCAACGAGCAGACGUACGCUGAUGCAGUGAAAAACUUCUUGGAUUUGAUCUCAUCCUCCGGGAGAAGAGACCCCAAGAGUGCGCGGCAGCCCAUCCUGCUUAAGGAAGGGUUCAUGAUUAAGAGGGCACAAGGGCGAAAACGCUUUGGGAUGAAGAAUUUUAAGAAAAGAUGGUUUCGCCUGACAAACCAUGAAUUUACUUACCAGAAAAGCAAAGGGGACCCGCCUCUCUACAGCAUCCCCAUCGAGAAUAUCCUGGCCGUGGAGCCGCUGGAGGAGGAGUCCUUCAAGAUGAAGAACAUGUUCCAGGUCAUCCAGCCCGAGCGGGCGCUGUACAUCCAGGCCAACAACUGCGUGGAGGCCAAGGCCUGGAUCGACAUCCUCACCAAGGUGAGCCAGUGCAACCAGAAGCGCCUGGCCGUCUACCACCCGUCCGCCUACCUGAACGGCCACUGGCUGUGCUGCAGGGCCUCCUCAGACACGGCCGCCGGCUGCUCCCCCUGCACCAGCGGCCUCCCAGCAAACAUCCAGCUGGACAUCGACGGGGACCGAGAGACUGAGCGCAUCUACUCUCUCUUCAGCUCGUACAUGAGCAAACUCGAGAAGAUGCAAGAGGCCUGUGGGAGCAGGUCUGUGUACGACGGCCCAGAGCGGGAGGAGUACCCCACGUUCAUCAUCGACGACCCCCAGGAGACCUACAGGACGCUGAAGCAGGUCGUCGCCGGGGUCGGGGCCCUGGAGCAGGAGCACGCCCAGUACAAAAGGGACAAGUUCAGGAAGACCAAGUACGGGAGCCAGGAGCACCCCAUCGGAGACAAGAGCUUCCAAAGCUACAUCAGGCAGCAGUCUGAGACCCCCGCCCAUUCCAUGUGAAGCCCGCGGGAGCCCCUGACGCGGGAUGGUGCGCCGAGCUGCGCCAGGAGAGCCCGUGUUCAGGAAGGAGAGAACACCAGACCAGAGGGCGGCUCCUCAGCUUGCAAGCCGGCAGGGGUCGAGCUUGUGAACUUCGGAGGCUCCCGGACCAUUUCCGGGUGGCUGUGCGCUUGAUCACGCCAGUGGCAGGCAGCCCGAGCUGGCCUUGCGGGAACAGGGUGCUAGCGACAUCGCGGCCUGUGGAGCGCGUGCCCUGUGCCGCGUGCACGUUUGUCUGCGGUCUGUGGCGCCCGCACCGGGGAGCCUUCUGGCACUAACGCUCUGCUUCGACUCAGCGGGGACGUUGUGAGCGUUAUUCUUUUUUUUUCCUAUGAGCCAGCAGUCUGGGUGGCCACCAGCACGAGGCCUCCUGGUUUCAGCUUUUGACGUUCGUGUCGGUCCUGGCCAGAGGGUCGGAACCGCACGGAGAUCCCAGUUUGAGGAUGCCCUCGCUCUUUGGGGACACGGGGUCCCUUUGCAGAGAGAUUUCCUCGGGGUCCCAGCCUUCACUCCCGAGGUGGGAGCCCCCCUGCCUGCUGCUGAUACGCGUCCACGGAGCCGCCACGUCAAGCAAAGUUGUGUUGUUUGCUGUCAGUGGGGCUAAAAGUAGAAUCCGCGUUUGCCAAUCGGGUGGGAGUUUGGGGAAGGUUGUAAAAAUAGAAAUGUGCAUUACUUUCAAGCUGUUUUUCUUAAUGUUUUUAAAGGACUGUUUUUAAUUAGCUCUUUGAUAUAAAGUAACUCAGAACAUCCAGGCCUCUACGUGCCUCCAUAGGACAGAAAAGGGAGUGGCUGUGUCUCACGGCAGCCAGGUAAAGGUCCCCGAGAGAAAACCGGGAGGGAGGCAGGGAGAAACGUGGGCCGGCGCCGAGAGGCUCGGGAGCGGACGCCGGGCCGGGGGCAGUGCUCGCUGUCUCUGAGGCCCUGGGCGCCGCCAGGGCUGCUGUGCUUUGGGGGUUGGGGGUCCUGACAAGCUUCUGCUGACUCCCCCGAAAGCCUCGGCUGCAGCCUGGCUUUGGAAAGGCCCUUUCAGACCCACAGGACCAGGUGCCACGUGCCCGUCUGUUGUUCAGACUCGAGAUCUAGAUGGCAGAUAGUAACAUGGCCUGUUGUCACCAAAAUGGUGGAGGAAAAUGUUGCAAAAAAAAAACAGCUCCGUAUACGCAGCUUUUAGGCUGCUCUAAACUGCAGUUUUUAAUAUGGAUUUGUAAUUUAAUGUUUCUAAGAUACUAAUGAUUUGUGAUGUAUUUUACUGGCCAAUUAAAACAGACCUUUUAUUCUUUCUGAGACUAGCUUGGUUUCACAUGGGCGCCCACUGAUGAUGCAUGCGUGGAGAUGGGGGUGUGU
Molecule: messenger RNA, 3979 nt
Organism: Kogia breviceps (pygmy sperm whale)
Lineage: Eukaryota; Metazoa; Chordata; Mammalia; Artiodactyla; Physeteridae
Gene: RASA3
Product: RAS p21 protein activator 3
Biological process (GO): regulation of GTPase activity; negative regulation of Ras protein signal transduction; intracellular signal transduction
Molecular function (GO): GTPase activator activity
Source: RefSeq, a predicted model, not a curated record